Molecule: messenger RNA, 7093 nt
Organism: Xenopus tropicalis (tropical clawed frog)
Lineage: Eukaryota; Metazoa; Chordata; Amphibia; Anura; Pipidae
Gene: csgalnact1
Product: chondroitin sulfate N-acetylgalactosaminyltransferase 1
Exons: 10
Coding region: 1006-2595 (529 amino acids)
Biological process (GO): chondroitin sulfate proteoglycan biosynthetic process
Cellular component (GO): Golgi apparatus; Golgi membrane; Golgi cisterna membrane
Molecular function (GO): acetylgalactosaminyltransferase activity; glucuronylgalactosylproteoglycan 4-beta-N-acetylgalactosaminyltransferase activity
Source: RefSeq, a predicted model, not a curated record
UCCUGUUUCACCUGAAGGUGACGCUGCUGCUGCGUUCGCUCAGCUUUAACCUGUGUCUAUACGACACUGAGCUGAGAACAAAAAUAAACGGUGCCUACAAGGGAAGAGAGAAAUAAGCCGACACCUCACACCCUAUUUUCUAAUGGCUAUUUAGCCCGUUGUGCGCUUUCAGUCCUUGGUUGCUGCUUGAGAAGGCGGGAUUGCACGUUGGGCACUUAAAUCGCUUCUUCUGCUUGGUAAAGGGCGCGUUUUCCUGUUUUACCUUCACUUGCUCCGCUUGUAGAGCUUGUUGAUGAGAGGAUGAAAGGAAAGUUUAUCUGAUCUUUAUUAGCGCAUACCGUAUCCGCCCAGCUUCUGGGACUGACCCACACGUGUUCCGCACUCGGUGCUACCGUACGAACAGCAUAUCCCUGGAAGUUGUCCUGAUCGAACCUGUCGGAUUACAGGAACUUCCCAAGAACUUUAGCAGAAAGAUCUCCCAGGGACCUGCAGCUAACACCGCAACAGCAGAAAUGAAGCUUUCAAAUUUCCAGCUUUGAAGUGAUAAAUUGGCUUACUGUGAUAUUCAGAAUACACAUCAAGGGAUCCCUUGAGACUGAUCUGGAGUACACAGAAAGUACAAAUAAAUCAGAACUUAGAGUAACAAAGCUGAACCUGCAAGUGCACAGCCUAAGGCCAGAGUAAAGAUCCAAAGACAGGAAAGAAAAUGGCAUCAUGGACUGGGUCACUGUGCUGGAUGAAAGUUCGAAAAUAAGACUAAAUAACCAGAAACUCUUUCAAAACUAUAAUGAUCCUGAACGGAAGUUUCAGAAGCAGCAUUACAUCCAUCCAUUAUUACACUGGAAAUUGCUUAACAAAGAAGACAUAUUCUUGAAAAAUGUUAUUUAACCAGACAUUAUGUAAAUAACAUUUAUUUCAUGGUAAAAUGAUUGAACUUUGAAUUUCUUUGCGACAUGUUCUUUUUAACAUGAUAAGCAGGUUGGAAUUUCAGCACUGACUACAAGAAUGUUGCGACGAGGAUUACUGAGCUGGAUUUCUCGUGUUGGAAUCCUACUAGUCUGUUUGUGUUGUGUUGUGUCGGUUUUAUACAUGCUAGCAUGCACUCCUAGGUCUGAGGAUGAACAGCUUUCAUUGACGCGAGCCAAUAGCCCUACAGGAAAAGAAGGCUACCAUGCUGUCCUGCAGGAACGAGAAGAAGAACAUCGAAAUUACAUAACAAGCCUAAAAAAGCAAAUUGCCCAGCUAAAGGAUGAACUUCAACAACGCAGUGAGCAGUUAAAAACUGUUCAGGGUCCCUACAGUGAUACUGUAGGUGUAGCCUUCGAUCAUGGAAGCCCUGAGAAGGCCCAAAAUGACCUGAUAGACUUUUUGCACUCACAGGUUAACAAGGCUGAAGUACACAACGGCGUUAAAGUUCCAACAGAGUAUGCUGCUAUUCCAUUUGAUAGUUUCACUUUACAAAAAGUAUACCAGCUAGAAACAGGCCUUACACGGCACCCAGAGGAAAAGCCUGUCAGGAAGGACAAGAGAGAUGAACUUGCAGAGACUGUAGAUGUAGCACUGGAUGCACUAAAUAGUCCUGAAGAAGGUGGCAUUUCCCAUAGGAAAGUUUAUACAUCUGCUGACUUCAUUGAAGGUAUCUACAGAACAGAAAAAGAUAAAGGCACCCUAUAUGAAUUAAGUUUCAAAGGGGAAAAAAGCCAGGAAUUUAAACGUCUUGUUCUCUUCCGUCCAUUUGGGCCAAUUAUGAAAGUGAAAAAUGAAAGACUCAACAUGGCCAAUGUUAUUGUGAAUAUUAUUGUCCCUCUGGCAAAAAGAGCAGACAAAUUUCAGCAGUUCAUGCAAAAUUUCAGAGAAGUGUGUAUUCACCAGGAUGGAAGAAUUCAUCUUACUGUGGUCUACUUUGGAAAGGAACAGGCCCAUGAAGUGCGAUCAAUACUUGAAAAUACAUCUAAAGCUGCAAACUUCAAAAACUUCACUUUUAUUCAGCUGAAUGAGGAAUUCUCCCGUGGGAAAGGCUUAGAUGUUGGCGCACGUGCUUGGAAAGGAAGCAAUGUCCUUCUGUUUUUUUGCGAUGUUGAUAUCUACUUCACUGCUGAAUUUCUUAAUUCAUGCAGAAUAAAUACACAGCCAGGAAAGAGAGUUUUUUACCCAGUUCUUUUCAGUCAGUAUAACCCUUCAAUAAUUUAUGGACAUCAUGAUGCAAUUCCAUCCAUCGACCAACAACUAGUUAUUAAAAAGGACACAGGGUUCUGGAGAGACUUUGGAUUCGGAAUGACUUGUCAAUACCGUUCAGACUUUAUAAACAUAGGUGGAUUUGAUAUAGAUAUCAAAGGGUGGGGAGGAGAGGAUGUUCAUCUUUAUCGCAAGUACCUUCACAGCAACCUAAUUGUCAUCAGGACUCCAGUGAAAGGUCUUGUUCAUCUGUGGCAUGAAAAGCGUUGUAUGGACGAACUGGCUCCAGAACAGUAUAAGAUGUGCAUGCAGUCAAAAGCUAUGAAUGAAGCUUCUCAUGGACAGCUAGGAAUGCUGGUCUUUAGACAUGAGAUAGAGGCUCAUUUACGUAAACAGCGAAAUGCCAUAAAGAAAUCGUGAUGCCUGAAGAGGCCCACCGGUUGUGUCUAGGCUAAAAGCAACCUCAUCAAGCCAUUUGGGCACACAAGAAACAACGUUGUCAACCAAGUGUGUUGUAAAGGAGAAUGGCUAAACUAGGCAGUGUAACCAACCUGCUGGCUUCUUUAAGAGAAGGCAACAUACUAUCAAUUUAAGAAAUCAUGACCCAUCUGGCUUAUAGAAAUGAGGAUUAAAAAAAUAUGAUAAUUGAUGUGCACGAAGAUUAAAUAUGGAGUAUUCUUUAACUUAGCAUUGUGACAGCAUAAAUAAAAUGCUGUAAUUAAGUUUUUGACAUGGACCUGCACUCAGAAGGACUUUAGGUGGAAUGUUAAGGCAGUGGCAGUGGUCAUUAAAUUAGAGCAAAAGUCAUUGUUCUGACAAUAGCAGGAAAGUGGUGGUGUUCUCUAAAAUAAAACAACAAUGUACAAAGUUACAGAUGUGCAAAGAUUGAGAUAUAUAUAUAUCUAAAACCAAAAAGUGAGAACUGUAGACAUUUUUCUGGAGAAUGCACAGGUACUCAGGAAUAUUUUUCAGCAAAGAUGGGACACUCCAGGUUUUUAAGGUGCACUUAAGAUUUGCAUGUUUAAUUUUGCAUUUUAUAGAGCAUAUCCCAUGAUAAAAAAAAGAAAACUCUCCUUAUAGGAAGAAUAUGUAAGAAAACUGAUUUUUUAACCUAAGUGUCAAGGUGUAUUUGCCAAUUGUAAUUCAUUUUGAACAUUCUACUACAAGAUAGAGACUGAAAGCAAAGACCUGACCCAAAUUGCACUUGUGCAAUUUACCACCUAGGUUUGUAAAUCAGGCCAUAGUUGUCCUCCAGAAAUAGUUAUUUUGUGAUUCAUGAUGUGUGUAAGUAAACUGAUUCUAUUUACAGCAAUUCCCUAUUCCAAUCUAUUUGGCUGUACUUAUUUGUAUAGCAUAUACUAGUCACCUAUUUAAAAGCAAACAUCUUAUUGGUUGCUAUGGAUUACUGCACCUAGGCAAAUUUGUUUUUAUUAAAUAUGGGGAGUGUUCGUUUUAUAUACAGUCGAGCACAGUGAAUUGCUGAUGCUACCAUCAAGAGAGGAGGACAGCCAAGUGGCUAGAGAAUAUAAAAGAGAUUCACAAUUACAACAUGACUAUAAAGCCUAUAAUCAUAUGUUUGAUAGGUACAUAUGGAUCAAUGCAUAUUAUAAGCCUUUUACAAGAUGUCAUGUGUAAAGUAUUGAACUUGUUAUUCACAUUUAUAGAAGAGAAGCAGACACGCAAACAAUACUGUGAGAGUAAUGAAGGUAAUGUAGUAAAUGGUCUUAAGUUUGCUACUAGCAACCCAAUCAGCACCUAAUCAGCUGGUAGCCCAUUGAUUGGUUUCUAUGGGGUUCUAUAUGUGGGCAGACUUAUGAUGACUUUUUAUUAUUAAAUUACCCCAAAGGUGUGUUAUGGAAGCAAUAGGUAGAGUCUGUGUUUCCAUUGGCUAGAAGUGAAUAUUUUGUAACAUCCACACUGUCCAUUUUUUUGCAUUUCCAAAUUUUGCAGGACUUUCUACUUUUCAGUUCUGUGUUUUACAGGAAAUUGACUUCUUUUUACAUUGGUUACGUUGAAAUUGAUCUGAGUUGUGAUCUCAGAAGAGCAAUCGGUGUCCUCAGAGUCUCGCAAAUAACAUUAGUAAAUUAAUGUUAAUAAAUUUUGGUCUUUAUGUUGUAUAGCACAUGUCCCUAAACAAAAUUACUUCUGCAAUAUGCAGUAGUAAAUCUAGAAUUUGUAUCUAGAGUGAUCCAAAAUAUGACCAGACAUUUCAUUUAGUAUUUAAUUUAGUCAUUUCUUUCUGCCAUAUAAGCAUUUUUCUAUAACAACAAAUGUGCUUUCCAUUCAGCACUCACCUUUCUAUUUAGCACAGGUUAGGUUUCCGAAUCAGUGUUUCUCAACCAAAGAGGCAGACACCUGUGGCAAUAGCUGACAAUUUGGUUGCUGGUCGCAAGGCUUUAUUACUGUGAUGUGAGUGAUGAUCUCUGAUAAAAGUUUACAGCUAACUGUUUGAAUGGUAGCCAGGCUGGCCCUGGAAAGUCAGGGUUCACUGUCGUUAAACAAUCAUCUCCAGGUGUCUGAUUUAGGGAACAUGGGGGCGCUUAUAUGGAUAAUGUAUAAAUAUCUAUGUACAGGAAAACAUCUGACACUGGGCAAUAGAAAUUAUAAAAAAAUAUAUAUUUUUUUUGUUUAAAUGUAGUUGCUGUAGAGAACAAGAAGCAGACAGCUUUGCUUUUAUUUGUAAAUGUAUUUUGUUCUUGCCAUACAAGGGUUGGUUUAUCUCUAGCGUAUUUGAUUGUACCAUUUCAAGACAAGUGCCUGGCUGUAAGAACAUGCGCCUGUGUUUUCUAUAAUUUGGGGAUCUGUAGUGAGUAGCAUUACUGCCUAUAAAGCAAGCACCUAUAUAAAGAAUUGUGCCUUUCUUCCCCAGUUUUUUUUAAAUUGCAAAUUAGCUGCAUUUAGUAAAAAGUCGGCAGAAAAUGCUCUGAAUUACCAAAAAUGUAAGUGAUUUUAUGCUACAGUGCUCAUUGUUUUCUCAUAAUUUUUUUUAAUAAUGUAAUAUGGCAUCCCCCCUGUUGUCUUUAAUACAAAGAAUAGCUCAUUAUAGUGCCAUUUAUACAGUACAUGAAAUAAGGGACACUAAUAUUGUUUUUUGUUUCUUGGAUAAGUAUUAGUAGUAGUGUUUGUUAUGCAAAAGAUUAAGGUGGCUUGUAUGACCCUACAGAAAAAUAAUGGCAAGCCCUUGCGAUAGACACAUAUGUAUGUCAUGAAGAAGGGACACAAAUACAUUUAUUUUCUUACAAGAGCUGAACAUUAAUAAUCCUGUAGACAGGUAUCAACCAGAACCCCAUAGCACUUAUUCUGCAGCACAUUCCUCCUACUUUUUGUAAUUUGCAAGGUAUUGAUGUAUUAGCAACACUGCAGCAUUUCUGUGACCUUUUUUUAUCAUUUAUGAUUCAGUAUGGAUUUUUGCCAUUUCUUAGUCAUUUUAAAUAAGGAUUUACUUUCCCGUUUAUUUGUAUGUUAGUAGCACCUAGGGCAAGUAUCAAGCCAGUGCUCUGCAUAUGGUACUUGAAACAAAGUUCCAAAUUAUCAUUUGUAGAUAUUGCACCUUCUAAUUUAUGUUUUUUUAGAAAUUCUUUAUGUAUUGAUUUGGGGUAAUCAUUAGGCGAUUAUGUUAACAUUCCUGCAUAAAAAGUAGCAGCCGUUAUCACCCCUUAUGUUGGGGUUUUUUUUUUUUUUUUUUUUACAUUUCUUCUUACACUUGCAUGGGUUACACUAUUAGGCUUAUUUAUCAAUUUUCGAAUUCAAAUUUGUUUUCUAAAUCGAAUAAACUUAAAUAAAGAAUGCUUGCUUAUUUAUUAAUAAGAAAAACUUGUUGGAAUAAAAAAUUCAAGUACCUUGAAUUGAUGGAGUUUAGAAACUCAAAAAACUCAGUUUGAAACAUUAAAAAAUUAAACUUGAACGUUGAUAAUUCUCACCCCAUGUCUGAGAUACUGUAAAAUAAAGGUGUAAAUGAUAGCAAUCAAGUGGCAUAAUAGUUAAUGCACCUUUUAUAAAUGCUAGGUCUUUGAUCAGGGAUCAAUUGCCAUGUUUUUUCCCCACAAUGUUUUUUCCAGAAUUCCAACAUCACCAGGGGGAGAAGUUGCAGCUGAUAAGGUUAGCGCAGCUGUGCUUGCACAGGUGUAAAUCGUGUUGCAAUUGUUCUGAAAAUGUUCUAAAUCUGAAUGGCGUCACUUUGGCAUUUGACAUGCAAGUGACAGGUGUGCCUUAUUCUGUGACUGACACAGGGAACUGUAGGAACCCUGAAGCUAACACCUGGUUUGGAGGUGGUGGUAGUGCCAAUGUUCCUGUGUCAGGAACGGGAGGCAGGAAAGAUCCCUUCAUAUCAUUGUUUAAUACCUAGAAUCACAUGGACAGAUAAGCUGCAGGCUUGGUCUGACAGGGCAGUGUGGACAUAUUCCCAUGUAUGAAAAGCUUUACACAAAAGUUGAUGUAUGCAUGGGCAAAUUUGCUUGCCAAAGGCAAUCCAAACUGGUGCAAACUAAACUGGACCUUGUGUUAAAGAUGUUCCAAACAAUAGUAUGACACCUUACUGUCCAGUAAAUGAAUUUUUUGGAAAUGUAAACAACGGUGCUUUUCUAGUUGCCAUCAACUGGGUGGCAGCAGCAGCUGAUCUCUCUGGAUAAGUCUAAACAUACAGUAUAUGUACAGUAUCUGAAUCAAAGCUCGAGUCUAUUUUUAUAGAUUAAAAUGAUUGCUUAAAGUGAUGGUGCUUUAUGUUUACAUUCUUUUAAAGCAGAACAUAAAGUUAUUUAGUUUCUUAGUUUUGGGGUGUUUGCGGGGGAGGGGGUAUUUCAUAGGAUUCCAUUUUAAUAUAUUGUUUCAUACAUAAAACAGCUUUAUAUAUUCAGUGAUAUUCUGAAAUCUUUCCUUUAAUUAUGUAUUAUUUAUUUGCAAAUAAAACAUUUCACUAUCA